Chara braunii is the source of this 2280-nucleotide messenger RNA. The record is from the annotation of a GenBank genome assembly. Lineage: Eukaryota; Viridiplantae; Streptophyta; Charophyceae; Charales; Characeae.
AGCGGCAGCAGGGGGACCGAGCAUCAUCUGAGUGGCCAGUCGCUGUGCCUCCCUGAUUACCCCACCACCUAUGAUCAUCAGCAGAGACUGCUUUUUAAUGCGAAUUUGGGGGGGAGCAAUGGGCUAUCUCCGGGUGGCGGGUGCCGACCAUGCCCAGGAAGCUGCUUCAUCUGUUGAAGAAUUCUUCUUCGUUUUGGCGGGAUUCUUGGGUUGUGGUCGGUGUUCGAGUUGGCGGGAGGUGCGGAGGGCGGGAAGUGCGGCGGUCGGCGCUCGCGGGAACUGCGGGGAUCGACUUCCAUAUCCGUUGACAAAGAGGAUUCGAGAUCGAAGGAAGUGCCACGUGGAAUUCGUAAGUGAAAGUGUCAUUUUCGGCGACAAAGAAGGCGAGAUGGCUCAGGAAAAGGCACGCGCUGGGUCGGAACUGCUGAAGGAGGCUGGACAGGACACGUACGAGGAGACAAAGCAGACCACUGGGCAGAAAGUGGAAGAAGCAAAGCAGGCGGCACGGGAAAAGUACGAGAGAGCGAAGGACGUUGCGUCUGCGAAGACGGAGGACACCAAGCAGGCAGCCCAGCACAAGUAUGAGGCGGCCAAGGAGGCGGCCGGUCAGAAGUUGCAGGAGGCUAAGGAGGCUAUGGAGGAACAGCGACAGCGAGCAGCCGAAUCCAUGGAAGAGUCGAAGCAAAAAGCCGCAGGGGCAAUGGAGGGUUUGAAAGAGAGAGCAGCUGCAGCUAUGGAGUCAGUGAAGGAGAAAGUCGGAAUGGGAGGAAGCGGUCCACAGACCGGCUCUCAAGGCUGAGCAAAGUCUGAACACCGGUUCAAUGAUGUCGAUGUUCUUCUCCCAAAUGCGCCUCUCUCUCUCUCUCUCUCUCUCUCUCUCUCUCUCUCUCUCUCUCUCUCUCUCUCUACGAGGGCAGAGAGCGCUCCAUAUUACGACAGACCCUUCUUGGUACUGUAGUGCGCUACAGAAUGCUGUGUGAAAAUGAUAUUAGUGGGCCGGCUUCGCCACUGGUGUCCAUCCUGUCGUAUAUAUGUUGACGAUAACAGAAUUGACUCUCGGGAAUGAUGAGGAAAUUGUAAGGUGAUGAUCAUUCAACUUGUUGGAAAGUGGGAAGUGUGGCGGCUUUCGGGAUGCAUCUCCUCUCGUACAGUGAUGAGCAGUCAACGCUGACUUGUGUAGGUGAGCGGUAAGCUGGUGGUAAGUCCACGGUCAGCAAUUAAGUGUAUGUUGAAACGCUCACCCAAGCGUAAAAUGAUGGUCAAUCAACGGCUAGUGAAAACGAUAAGGCGACACCUAUUCAACGGUUUACGGUUUAGGAUACAAUUGCUAAAGGGGUUAGGUGAUGAUUGCGCUCAAGAAAAAAGAAAAAAAAAUGCGGUAAAAAAAUAAAAUAGAAAAGAAAGUUGCGCUAGGUAAAGAUUGUAGAAUAUGUGUCCCGCCGUUAGGGGUUGGGUGAUAAUUGCAUUAGGUCAAGAGAAUAGACCGCCGUCGCCACGCUCUCCCGUCCAGUGGAGUGCAGCGAGUGGUUGACGAAGUCAGAAUUGGGUGGCGACUUCGUUGUGGGUUUGACUCGUUUGUACAUUAGGUUUUGUUGUACCUUCUAGUGUCUCUUGUUUGGACUUUUGGAAAUGGAGGAGGAGCCCGUCGUUGCGUUUUGUAUUGGAACGUAGCAGUGGAGCGUUGUCCUUGCAGGUACUUCACGGGGUUUUGAUCGAUUCUGAUGGGGGGUUGGUAUCGUUCCACCCUAGUUUCAAGAACUUUUGCCCUCCUGUUCGUUGUGGGCGGGCGCUGAAGAGCAAGGCAUUUCGAUGGGACUGGAACAUUCACGCUGGAGAUGUACUUUUGCUGUGAAGAAUUUUGACGCGCAAGGCCGUGAGCAAUUUUGUUGUGUGGUGUUCUUCGUAGGAGAACUUACACACUGACACACAGUAAGCUCGCGAGUUGAGGUGGACUAUGCCACUGGUUGACAGUCUUUUGGAGGGUCGUUUCUGUUGACUUGUCUUUAGAAGACAAAAACGAGAAGGUGGGUUGAAGGAAAGAGCGAGAAGGUCUGCAAUAUUUGUGGUUGGAAGGGGGUCGUAGGAAUUUGUGCAUUGUGCAGAAUUUUGUGAUCAUAUGAAGCCGUCUUCGUCACGCGUUUGCUAAUGAGAGUUGGGUUGGUUUUGAUGUUGACUUCAUCCGUGCUCGUGACGCGCGUUUGCUAAUGAGAGUUUGGUUGGUUUUGAUGUCGACUUCAUUAACGCGCAGCCGUUUUGGGAACUAUUGCGAGAUAACAUGUC